Exophiala xenobiotica is the source of this 1943-nucleotide messenger RNA. RefSeq lists its product as uncharacterized. Lineage: Eukaryota; Fungi; Ascomycota; Eurotiomycetes; Chaetothyriales; Herpotrichiellaceae. The record is from RefSeq and is a predicted model, not a curated record. The transcript is spliced from 2 exons. Bases 34 to 1743 code for a protein of 569 amino acids. Gene Ontology annotation, biological process: phosphate ion transmembrane transport. Gene Ontology annotation, cellular component: membrane.
GACCCAGAGUCUCGAAAUUAAAGGUCUCUCACCAUGGCUCCUGCCGCUACAGCAAAAUAUGAUUGGAUCCUAGCCAUCACCACCAUCGCCUUUGUCUUCAGUGCCUUCGGUAAUGGAGCCAACGAUGUCGCCAAUUCCUACGCAACCUCGGUUGCAGCACGGACCCUCACCAUGCCGCAAGUCGGUUUCUUGUCCAUGAUCACCGAGUUCGUCGGUGCCGUCGGUCUCGGAGCUCGUGUCACAAGCACGAUCAAAAAUGGAAUCAUCAGCAUUGAUCGGUUCGAGGAUCGUCCAGGUGCAUUGAUGUUGGCAAUGGGCUGCGCCGAAGUUGGAAGCGCAACCUGGUUGAUGGUUGCAACAGGCCUAGGUUUCCCCGUGUCUACAACCCAGACUGUUGUCGGAGCCUUGAUUGGUGUCGGAUUUGCUUCUCAAGCCAGUAUCAAAUGGGCCUGGCAGAGUGGAAGUGUUUCUCAAGUCGCAGCCUCGUGGGGUAUUGCGCCUCUCAUCUCAGCAGGCUUUUCCGCACUCGUCUUCGGCAUCGUCAAGUACAGCGUACUUGAACGAAAGGAUUCGUUCAAGUGGGCCAUGCGCCUCAUCCCGUUCUACUUCGCAACCACCGCAGCCAUCCUGGCUCUCUUCAUCGUGGUCGAGGCGCCCACUGCUCCAUCCUUGGAAGAAUUUGGAGCCGGCAAGGCCGUCGGUAUUGUCCUUGGGGUGUGGGCAGGCGUCUUAUUGAUCGCCUAUAUCUUCUUCAUGCCCUACUUCGAGCGCCGCCUCAUCAAACAAGAUCCCCGCGUCAAGUUCUACCACAUUCCAUUGGGUCCUCUUCUCCGCAAGGACAACGCUCCGCUUUACUUUCCCGGAAAGCCGGACGGCAAGUACGUAAUCGACUACUACGAGGACCCCUAUGCGGAUGAAUCCUCAAUGGAUUCCAUCACAGAAGCUAAGAAGGAACCUGCCAACGGCAACGAGGUGCCCAUGGGAAGCGACAACUCCGCCUUGGAGAAGGGUUCAAACUCAAGUGCAGUGCCAGGAGUUGUCGCCCGCAAGCGACUCCCUACCCCUGAAGAGCGAUUCUUGCAUCCUGUCAAACACCUGAAAUCAACCAACCCCCAGCGCUUGAUGGGCUACCUCAAAUACGGACUCUUGCAAGGAGUGACUCGCGACUGCGUCACCCAUGACUCUGCAAAACUGCGAGAUAUCCAUGCCAAGGCAGCAAAGUACGACGUCCGAGUCGAGCACUUGUGGACGUACUGCCAAGUCGCAUCGGCCAUGCUGAUGUCCAUCGCGCACGGUAGCAACGAUGUGGCCAACGCCGUUGGACCAUGGGCCGCCACAUACCAAACAUUCAGGGCUGGUGAGGUUGCCACAAGAUCUCCCACUCCAGUCUGGUUCUUGGUCAUCGCCGGUUUCCUGCUGGGUGCCGGCUUCUGGUUCUACGGAUACCAUAUCAUUCGUGCCCUAGGCAACAAGAUCACCCAGAUGUCGCCGACUCGAGGUUUCAGCGUCGAGCUCGGUGCUGCCAUCACUGUCCUGCUUGCGUCUCGCCUUGGGCUUCCCGUCAGUACUACACAGUGUCUGACCGGUUCGACGAUGGGUGUUGCACUCAUGAACUACGACCUUGGUGCAGUGAACUGGAGACAACUGGUAUUCAUCUUCUGUGGAUGGGUUCUGACUCUGCCUAGUGCCGGUCUUAUUUCUGGCCUGUUGUGCGUCAUGGCACUCAACGCGCCUCACUUCUAAGGACGAUUUGAGAUUCUUGUGGGACAAAGCGCUUACUCAUGCUUGUGCAUUCAAAGCUUGGUGGCUUCAUCUUGUGGUUAUUCCGAGCAUUGUAUUGACUUGAAGGAAAGACCUCUUCAAGCCAACCCCUCGAGAUACAUGCCUUGUGGAUGGAAGAGGGUUGAUCGUGCAGCGUUUAUGAGUUGAUACCAUCCCCAUGA